Molecule: messenger RNA, 699 nt
Organism: Porites lobata
Lineage: Eukaryota; Metazoa; Cnidaria; Anthozoa; Scleractinia; Poritidae
Source: the annotation of a GenBank genome assembly
AUGGGAGAUGAAGAUUUCCAUUUGGCUUUAAAACAAGCUAUUCAACGACUUCUUCAAAGGCAUGCCACUUACAACAAUGAUCCGGUAGAACAACGGCUGACUGGACCACAGAAUGGCUUUCCUGAGCCACAUUCCUAUGUACUUCCAAAUGCUAUAUUAUGGGAGCCGCACCAACAGCUGCCGCACUUUUUUCAACCCGAAUUUGUGUGUCCCAUCUGCAAUGAAGAUGGUAAAGUUAUCUCUUUAAAACCCAUUGGUUGGAAGGAUGGUCGGCUACGUCGUCAAAUGCCAAGGCAAAUUUACGGUAUGUCUGGAAGGGUUCUGCUCAUAAGUCGCGUGUAUAGAUGUUCUGCCGGACAUGAACUUAGUGGCCACGAUCCUGCCAUAUUAGCCAUGAUUAAUAGUCAGGGAAGAAUACCUUUCUUACUUUCACACAAAACUGGAGUAACAAGAGAGCUUCUCGAUAUGAUUGUGUCAAUGGUGCGAAAUGGACUGUCAUUUUCGCAAAUUAACGACAUUUUGCUCGAGCGAAUACAUAUGCGUCACUUGAAACUUGAAAGUAAGUUUUUAGAAGACUUGAAACUUUACAGUGCCAGCCAUCCAAUCGUAAUAAAUUCUUCUUUCCCUGAGUUCAACCAGCAGCGGAAUGUCCCAGUAGAAAUACAAUUUCUGAAUUUUUCCUUCACUACUUUGAUUUGA